ACCGAAUGGCCCAGUUGGCUUUAAAGGAGGAACUGAAAAAGCAAAAGCAGAUGGAAGAAGCAACCUAUCUGGCACUCUGGGAAGAGGACAGGUUGGCCAAGGAAAAACGGGACAUGGAGGAAGCCCAGAAAAGAUCGGGUCGGAACGCUGACAUGCUUAACGUGCUGAACACCCAGAGAGCUGUGGCAGAGGCUCAGAGGCAGGAGGAAAAGAGACUGAAGGAGGAAGAGGCUAAAUUGAUGGAAGAGGAACGGCUUCUGUUUAAACUAGAGGAUGAACGAGCUGAGAUGGAGAGACGUCGGAAGCUGAGAGAAUGUAGAGACAUGCUGCUAGAUUCCAUGGAGGAGAAGAGGAAGCGUCUCAAUGAAGCCAAGCAGGAAGAGCUGGCUUUAGAUAUGAAGAUCCUGGAUCGCAUCCUGCAAGAAUCUCAGGAAGACACUGAGGGCCAAAAGCAACGAAAAGUAAGGCUUUUUCAAUUGGUUCAG
Molecule: messenger RNA, 485 nt
Organism: Pogona vitticeps (central bearded dragon)
Lineage: Eukaryota; Metazoa; Chordata; Lepidosauria; Squamata; Agamidae
Source: RefSeq, a predicted model, not a curated record